Messenger RNA from Auanema sp. JU1783, 639 nucleotides. The record is from the annotation of a GenBank genome assembly. Lineage: Eukaryota; Metazoa; Nematoda; Chromadorea; Rhabditida; Rhabditidae.
CUGAUAGAUAUGUCGAACGCCAACUUCGAACCUAUGCCUUUCCGGAGAGCGUUUGGGGGUAAAGAUUCUGGACUGCAACCUUCAACCUCGAUGUUAAAAAAGAGAACGUUAGCCGAUUUGGAUUCUACUUCCGCUCCUCCUGAGUAUGAUGCUUCAGCAUUUGUGGAUACCGAAGGACAAGCUAUUAUCAAGCCAGCAGUCACAGGUGCUUGCAGAAAAUGUGGUUUCCCUGGGCAUUUAACCUUUCAAUGCCGGAAUCUGAUUAGACUAGAUCCACACUGCACCGAUUCUUUAGAUAUCAGUUCAACCAGCUCAGACUCAGAUACUGAAAGCCCUCUAGUGAAGAAAGCUAAGAAGAUCAAGAAGAAGAAAGUCAAGAAAGAAAAAAAGGAGAAAAAGGAGAAGAAAGAGAAAAAGGAAAAGAAAGAAAAGAAAAGUAAAAAGGAGAAAAAAGCUAAAAAGAGCUCUAAAAGGAAAAGGUAUGAUUCGGACUCAGACUCUUCCGAAAAGUCUUCAAGAAGAAAAAGAAGAAGGCAUAGUUCAGAGAGUAGUGAUGAUUCAGACUAUAAGAGGAGAAAACGAGAGAAAAGUGAGAAGAAAUCGAAGAAAUCGAAAUACUCAGACUCUGACUCUUCAUAA